CACUUCAGCACAAGCUACGAAGACAUUCGUUCGACGCGUAGAGAGCGGUCAAUUUCAGUAAAGAUUUCAAAGUCAUUCUGCGAGUGUCAGCCAUAAUGUGCUUCGGCAUGAUCCAAGCAGGUCUUCUCGCAUGCUUCUUUGUAGCAACUACACGGAGCGAGUUCCCAGACCAAAGCAGCAUAGUAUUUCCUGAAGUGUACGAGCAGAGAACUGACGAGUCGGAAAAAGUUCUGGUUAUUGCUGACAGCUACUCGCUUAAUCUGGUGAAAGCUUCGGUGCUCUCCGACCGUGUGAUGCUCCGUGUUUCCACAGAGUCUCGCGUCACCAAACGAUACGUAGAUGGACCCUAUCAUGAAAGACAUCUGUAUCAGGAUACCAGCAAGCAAGCCUCGCUUAUUGUAAAACCAUUGAGAGGCGGGCACUAUCACGUAACUGGGCUUUUAAAUUUCACGCAUCGAAUAGAGCCUCUCGCAAGCCAGGAAAGAUAUUCGUCCAAUAUAGCAGCGCACAUGAUAUCGAAGGUCAUAUUAAAGAAUGGCACAUCGGACGCUGAUGCCUCACUCGUUGACGGAUUCGAAGACCUAAAACUCCCAGCAAUCACGCUGCAAGAACGAGCCUUAAACAGCUUCAUAAUAGAAGUUUACUCAAUCAGUGACUCCAGACACACUGCACAUUUUGGGCAGGACACGGGACUGCACUUCGAGUAUUUGAUUGCCUAUUGGAACUCUGUGAGUCUGCGAAUGCAACAACUCACUCCUCCUGGGUACAUAGCGCUUGUUGGCAUCGAAAUGUCUUUGACCGAUGCACAUGAAGAUUACCUAUACGGCUUGCCCGAUAAGGAACUCGUCUCCAAUGAAACUCUGAUCACGUUGACCGAUUAUGCUUGGCUAAACCGUCAAGCGCGACUUGCAGACAUCACCUUCUUGAUCACCGGACGAGACUUAGUGGAAUUAAUUCCUGGAGGCGUAAAAAACAGUACUGCAGGUAUAGCCUACCUGGGCCAAGCCUGCAGAGUUCAUAAAGUCGGAAUUGCAGAGGAUGAUCCGGCUCUUUUUUCGGGGGUACACGUUGCAGUUCACGAAAUCGGACACUUGCUAUCAUCAUAUCAUGAUGGCGAACGCUCCUCAAGCGGCUGCCCGGCGAAAGACGGCUACAUAAUGAACCCUUACAAUAGUGGAAGAAAUCGUUUUACUUUCUCCAAUUGCAGCAAGAGAGCCAUCGCUGCAUUUUUGGGGUUGCACGUAUCCUAUUGCUUAAGGGACCACAAUCCACGCCGGCAUCAUGCUCUCCUACCUAACGACACAAUGAAGCUGCCCGGCCAAAUAAUGAAUGGCGACCAGUACUGCAAGCGGAACUUUCCACACCCUCAAGUCACCUACAUCAAGGCGGCCAAUGCAGUGACCAAAUACACAAAGGGAGGCAUGAACAAUUCGUAA
Messenger RNA from Rhipicephalus sanguineus (brown dog tick), 1436 nucleotides. Its product is annotated as venom metalloproteinase antarease-like TtrivMP_A. Lineage: Eukaryota; Metazoa; Arthropoda; Arachnida; Ixodida; Ixodidae. The record is from RefSeq and is a predicted model, not a curated record. Gene Ontology annotation, molecular function: metalloendopeptidase activity. Gene Ontology annotation, biological process: proteolysis. The coding region runs from base 96 to 1436 and encodes 446 amino acids. The transcript has 12 exons.